AGAACAUCUCAAGACUAAGGUUUGUCAGUUGUCACCAAAUUGUAAGAAGCCUCAAGGAGAUGAUAAAAAAAAAAAAAAAGAGGAACAAAACUAGAGAGAAGAUGAAGUUGCAGGUUCUGUUCUUGGUGGUUAUGCUCUCUCUUGCUUAUACGCAGCUGGUUAAGGGCCAAUCCAUUCCAGGCUGCAAAACUAGUUGUGGCAACGUCACACUCGAGUACCCUUUCGGUAUUUCUACAGGUUGUUACUAUGCCCAAGAUCGUAGUUUCAAUCUCACCUGCAACAAGGAAGGGAAGCUAAUCUUUGGCAAUAACGUUGAAGUCAUCAAAAUUUCUCACAACGGCGAGCUGCGUGUGAAGUUGGAACCCUCCUACACCUGCUACAAUAUCCAAGAAAAUGGGAGUGAUAUCAGAUACCACACUUAUACGCUUGGUAAUUUAUCUCUAUCAGCCAAGAACAAGUUUACUUUAGUAGGCUGUAACGUAUAUGCACUUGUAACCACUUAUGGAACGCGAAAUUACUCGACCGGAUGCUUGUCAGCAUGCAACUCUCUCCCGGCGGCAAAUACAGAAUGUAAGGGUGAAGGUUGCUGCAGAACAGACGUCUCUGUCCCGUUGGAUAGCUAUGAAUUCGAAACUAUCCCAGAUCGCUUGGCGAACAUGGACUCUGUCUAUGGCUUCAACCCGUGCGCCUACUCCUUUCUUGUUGAAGAUGGCAUGUUCAACUUCAGCUCUAGAGAAGAUCUUAGGAAUCUUCGGAACGUCACGGAGUUCCCUGUGGUACUGGAUUGGUCUAUUGGAGACCAGACAUGCGAGCAAGCUGGAGGCGGACGCUUAUGCCGUGGGAACAGCGAAUGUUUCAACUCUACUCGUGGAACCGGUUAUAACUGUAAAUGUACACAAGGUUACGAGGGGAAUCCAUACCUUCCAUACUCUUGCCAAGAUAUCGAUGAGUGUAAUCAUGCUAUCCACAGACAUAAUUGCUCGACUGGCAGCUCCUGUGAAAACACGCCUGGGAGAUUUCUUUGUACGUGCAAAUCUGGUUACCACUUAAACACCACCGAUAAUACCUGCAUGCCUGACGACACCCCUGGAUACUUUGAGUGGACUCGGAUUGUUCUUGGAACCACCGUCGGCUUCUUACUCAUCCUGCUUGUCGCUAGCUGUAUACAACAGAGGAUGAAGCACAGGAAAAACACACAGCUCAGACAACAAUUCUUCGAGCAAAAUGGCGGUGGCAUGCUCAUACAGAGACUCUCAGGAGCAGGGCCUUCAAAUGUUGAUGUCCAAAUCUUUACUGAGGAAGGCAUGAAGACAGCAACCGAUAAUUAUGACGAAAGCAGAAUCCUGGGUCAGGGAGGCCAAGGAACAGUUUACAAAGGGAUAUUACCGGACAGCUCUGUAGUUGCUAUAAAGAAGGCUCGGCUUGGAGACAGUAGCCAAGUGGAGCAGUUUAUCAACGAAGUGCUUGUGCUUUCACAGAUCAACCACAGGAACGUGGUCAAGCUCUUGGGCUGCUGUCUAGAGACUGAAGUUCCCUUGUUGGUCUAUGAGUUCAUUGCCAGUGGCACCCUUUUCGACCACUUGCACGAGCAAAGGUUGCAUGAGGUUAUUGACGGACAAGUGUGGAACGAGAAUAAUCAAAGGGAGAUCCAGGAAGUUGCAAGAGUUGCUGUUGAGUGUACAAGAGUGACCGGAGAGGAAAGGCCAAGGAUGAAGGAAGUAGCUGCAGAGCUUGAGGGCUUGAGAGCCACAAAAACCAAACAUCAGUGGUCGGAUCAGUAUACUGAGCCAAUGGAGACUGAACACUUGCUCGGCGUUGAAAUAUUAUCAGCACAAGGUGAUACCAGCAGCAUUGGCUAUGACAGCAUCAAGAAUGUAGCAAGGCUAGACAUCGAAGCUGGGCGCUGA
Molecule: messenger RNA, 1907 nt
Organism: Thlaspi arvense
Lineage: Eukaryota; Viridiplantae; Streptophyta; Magnoliopsida; Brassicales; Brassicaceae
Source: the annotation of a GenBank genome assembly